GAAAAAAAAACCCACUCCCCGUCCACCACCUCCCCUGAUCCCCAACCUUCCCCCGAUCUCCCUCGUGCCAGGUGCCAGCGCCGUGCAUCUCUCCCCGCUCCUCGAUCUCCUAGCACCGCCGCUCCCCGCUUCCCCUGCCUCCCGGCGCUGCCGUGCCCACUUCCCCUGCCUCCUAGUGCCGCCGCUUCCCUCCACCCCGCUUCCUCUACCUCCAAGCGCCACUGCCCCAACCUCCGGCAUGCAACUAGGCUGCCUUCCGCCGCCUCCCCUUGCUCUGGCGUGCCUCCCAUCGCCAUGGCUCCGGCACGCCUCCCACCGCCGCACCCCCGGCCCCGGUGCGCUUCCAGCCAUCGCCUUCUCUCCAGCAGCCGCGGCCACCCGUGACCAGCGUCAGCACAACCAGCUACAAAUCCAGUGGGAUUCCCCCCCACUCCUGUCCAUAGUCGCGUGGCUCGCGGCAAAACAGGGCCGCCGAGGAGAACAUCUCCCGUCCGGCAAGGAGCAUCUCAAGGGCGUCCGACGAGGAGCAUCUCAGGGGCGAGGAACAUCUCCCACCUCCUCCCUAGUGCAGAGCUUUCAGUCCAGGCCCCCGCGGCAAAAAACGCAGUGUCCACUCCUAUGAAAAUGCUCCUCCAAUAUCUUCAGGCGGUGUGGGCAUCCGGUCAUAGAGAGAUGUGUGGAGCGCUGCAUUCCGCUUGUUGUUGACCUCGUGGCCGCAAACGCCGAGAUUAUUGUCGUGUGUGGACUGCAACAAUGACCGAAUCCGACCUUCACCAGCAUCAUCAUUCUUCCUUCUCCUGUUCACCAACGUGCACCACCCGUCAUGGGUUAAGACACUGCUCAGACACUUCGAGGUGCCAUCGAUGGAUGUCUUGUCAAAAAGAUUCGCUCUCUUCGGCUUUAUUGCUGGGUGGAGCAUCGCAACCUCUGCUGAGACUGGACCUACCUUCCAGCUUGCACUGGUACUCGUCUCAUGCAUAUACUUUCUCAACGACAAGAUGAAAGAACCUUGGCAGGGCGUCUGCUACAGGGCUUGGACUCUUUGCGAGUGGCUGGAUAGUAGGUUCGCUGCAUGGAUAGAUUGUUUCAAGAGGAAUUUACUGCACUUUUAUUAUGAUUCAGAUUUCAGAAGUAAGCUAAAACAAUUUGGUUUGCAGCAGGUUCAGGCAAGUCUUUUGUGUUUGUUUCAAGGUUCAGAAGUAAGGAAGUACUAGCUAGUUUAAUGUAGUAGUUUUUCAGGGCUCAGAUUUUGACGCCUCUAAUGAUUUUUUUGUCUACUGCACACAGUUGAAUCUCCAAGUUAUAAGAUUCUGUCAGUGUUGAAGAUCAAGAUUACUUUCAAACUGCAACCAUCAUCUACUAUUUGGUUGUCCUUUCCAUUGCCCCUUGAGUAGCAUCGUCUGUUGUUUCUUUCGCCAGCAGAGCACCACUCUCUCAUGAUGAAGUUUCCUAAUUGAGUCUCAAACUGCAGCAACCUAAUCUGGACUUGUUUUAGGAAUGACCGAUUAAUCGGUCCAAAUUCUAACUGUUGAUUAUCCACUGGGCGCCUUCACGGCGUGCUUCAGACUCCAAUCCAUCCUUGUUGUCCUUAGAGAGGAACACGUACAGGUCGUGGGUCGCUAGCAGGAGAUAAGAAUUAUAUGCAUCAGGUCACUUAGCUUCCUUUGCUUUGUGGGCAAAAGGUUAUCAAAGUUCUCGCAAUUUUUUUGGGUAAAAAGUAUAGAAAUUCAUGGAAGAUUGAUUUGUGUAUGCUUGUGAGUCUGAAACCUUUUUUAGUUGAUGUCAGCCAAAAAAAUGUGGAUAUGUUGUGCGUGUGUGUGUAGUACACCGAAUUGAAAAAUACUAUUUUCUGUCAUGUAGAUCAAAGAAAGAACAUAGAAAAUUUUAAAAUGUGGAUACACACAUUUUCUA
Messenger RNA from Triticum dicoccoides, 1911 nucleotides. RefSeq lists its product as uncharacterized. Lineage: Eukaryota; Viridiplantae; Streptophyta; Magnoliopsida; Poales; Poaceae. Gene Ontology annotation, cellular component: chloroplast membrane. The record is from RefSeq and is a predicted model, not a curated record. Bases 864 to 1214 code for a protein of 116 amino acids. The transcript has 5 exons.